CAGUUAACACAUGCUGCUGCAUUACCAGCACCAGCAGACCUGCAGCUCCACCUGACUGAGUGCAGCUCCUCUCUGACCCACACAAACACCCUGAAUUUCAGUCCUGUUGGAACCCUUAAACACAUCUACACUUUUAAAGAAACUGCCCUUAAUUGACUUCUGUCCUUGACACGAUGACAGAGGGGAACAACUUACCUGCAGGUGAUGCGGCCGAGACCAGCGUCGUGCCGGUGGAGGAGAAGCGUCCGGAGGAGGCGGCGAAUGAGAAGAAGGAGAACGGGGACAGCAAGGUGAACAUCACGGAGAAGGCGCCCGCACCGGGGGAAGCGGAGGAGGCUGAGUUUGUGCACCCAGAAGGCGGCUGGGGGUGGGUGGUCAUGCUGGCUUCCAUGUGGUGCAACGGCUCGGUGUUCGGGAUCCAAAACGCCUUCGGGCUGCUCUUCCUCUCGCUGCUGCAGGAGUUCGGCUCCGUGGACGACCAGGACCUCCGCUUCAGGACAGCAUGGGUGGGCUCCCUCUCCAUGGGGAUGAUCUUCUUCUGUUCUCCCAUCGUCAGCGUCUUCACUGACAUGUUCGGCUGUAGAAUUACCGCAGUGGGUGGCGCUGCUGUCGGCCUGGUCGGCCUCCUGGCCAGCUCCUUUGUUUCGUCCCUGGGCGUCAUGUACUUCACCUAUGGCAUUGUGUUUGCAUGCGGCUGUUCUUUUGCCUACCAGCCCAGCCUGGUCAUCCUGGGCCACUACUUCAAGAAGCGUCUGGGUCUGGUGAACGGCAUCGUGACGGCAGGCAGCAGCAUCUUCACCAUCACCCUGCCCUUCGUGCUGUCAGGCCUGCUGGAAAGAGUUGGUCUCCACAACACCAUGCGUGUCCUUUGUGUCCUCAUGUUUGUGCUGAUGCUGGCUGGCUUCACCUACAAGCCCCUGCUGCCCGUGAAACCCGCUACCUCCCAAACAGGAGGCUCACGUUUGAAGCAGAUCUUUAACGUCAACAUCUGGAAGUCUUGGGGAUAUCGCAUUUGGGCAUUUGGCAUCCCUGCAGCCCUCUAUGGCUACUUUGUGCCUUAUGUUCACCUGAUGAAUCACGUGAAGGAGCGUUUUGGAGAAGACACCAACAAAGAGGUUCUGCUCAUGUGCAUCGGCAUCACAUCAGGCGUGGGUCGACUCAUCUUUGGCAGAGUAGCAGACUACAUUACCGGAGUCAACAAAGUCUACUUGCAGGUGACUUCCUUCUUCAUCAUUGGCCUCAUGUCCAUGAUGAUUCCUCUGUGCUACAUCUUCGGCGGACUGAUCGCUGUGUGCCUGCUGAUGGGGCUGUUCGACGGCUGCUUCAUCUGCAUCAUGGCUCCCAUCGCCUUCGAGCUGGUCGGGGCCAACGACGUGUCCCAGGCCAUCGGCUUCUUGCUGGGCCUGAUGUCCGUGCCCAUGGUUGUGGGACCCCCGAUUGCAGGUUACCUGAGGGACACGCUGGGCAGCUACGACGUGGCCUUCUACCUGGCUGUUCCACCGAUCAUCGGAGGGGCUCUGCUGUGUCUGAUUCCCUGGGUGGAGGCCAAACGCAAGAGGAUGGAAAACAAGGAGACCCUGAGGACGGAGCAGGACGUCACCCAGAAGAUGAUAGAGAGUGAGAAGGCUGUGGUAGAAUCACACAACAAAACUGGAGAGUCUGUCCUCUAAGUUCCCUGAGCAGACUGAGAAAGAGACACAUGGAGUCAGACUGAGACUGCUGCUGACCGGCAGUAUUAAGAUACUGUGUUAGUGUGUGUCUGUUAAGAUUGUAACAGCUGCCUUCAAUAGGAGAAAAUGCCAAAGUGAUGAAACAUAUCAGAGUCAUAAGUUGAAGUACAGUUGAACAUGAAUGUGAUCCUGAAGAUCUAUGCAUCAGACUGAACUAAUCUUACAGCCGGCAAACUUGAGAUUCAAAAUGAAAAUGAAGAAAACCGCACAUUUCAUUUUUGUCACAAGGGGAACAAGGCAUGCUGUUCUUACUAUGAAUGCAGCGUAAAAGCUGCAGAUUCAGUCCUUAGCCAGCGUCUCAACCAAAAACCACACUAUCAGCCGGCAUACUUGGUGGCUGAGUGGGCUAUCAUUAUCCUUUACAAUCAGUUUUCAACACUACCACAUAGUUUUAGAUGUACAAAUCUGGUAUUUAAAGAACAUAUAUUGGCUUAUACAAGAAAGACCAGUCAUGUGUAGGAGCCAACUGGUCUGCUAAAGAUUAUUCCUAAACCCUCCAUCUUUAUUUUCUCCAUUGUGUACUCAUAUAGGACUCUACUGUCAGUCUUAACACAUGCCAGAGUUGUAAAUAUGGGACUGAUCUAUUCAUAGUGUUUUAAAGGGACAUACAGCAACUAUCACUUCAGAGAAGUGUCCUGACAAAUUUGGGUUUUUUAUCGUGACACUCUGGGAUCUGUGAAUGGUGCUCGGACAGUUUAAGGGACGCAGCUCUCGGAAGUGCAGUGAAUUGCAAACCGUCAGCUCAAGACGAGCAGCUCCGUCAUCGAGGCUGGAUGCAGGAAAUCUUUAACAUGAUGGACUCCAUGUUUGCCACACUUCUGUACGCACCGUAAGGACUCAAUAUAAACUGAACUAAUAGUAACCUAAAGGGGGACACCAGUGUUAUUAUCCACUCUGAGUCCUCAUCGUGUCCCUGCGUUAGACUUUGAUUAUUUCAGUCUACGCUCCAUGGCGUGUAUUUUUAACAUUACAACUAUUGAAGUACUCUAAACUUGUUCUUACAGUCGAGGAGGGGCCCCGUAAUGAGUUGAUCUGAUACUGUGACUGAUUCACCGCGAAGAGGCUGCUUUCAAUCAAACUCUGGUAAACCUCCUCACUGGUUCACAUUCAUAUCCUCUUAGAGAAGUCAGUACACUCUUUGGAAAAUACACCAGAUUGUUAACUCUCAUAUCUGUCUUGUAAACAUAUGGAAACUGAACAGCUUUGUUUAGGCCUCGUCCACACUAAUAUGAAUAUUUUGCUAAAUUAAUUAAGCAUCUUAGACACUAGACUCCCUCAAAAGUACAGAUUUUUAAAAAGUCAUUCUCUUUUUUGCAGCAACAACAGGCAAAUAACUAGAAAAUGACACAAGGUUCUUGUCAGAUAUUUGACAUAUAGUUGAUGUAAUCAUCUCAGCCAUUUUUUGCUUCUGUCACAUUUUUGCUAACUGGGUUAAUCAUUUUUCACUGCAGUAUAAAGUCCUGCACCUCUAUGGAAACAGCACAACCAUGGCUAGAAGUAGAGGAAGCUUAAAGAACAAUAGGUUCUCUUGCUUUAGCUAUAGGGUUACAUUGUGCUUGUUUUGUUUCGUGACAGUUUUUCAGUUGUGUUUUUGCGUUUUCAUGUGGAUGGAGAUUUUUUUGAGAACAAAAUAGGAAAAACAAAAUUUUUGAAAAAGCUCAUGUUCAUGUAGACUAGUCCUAAAAACUGACGGGGGCAGAAAAAUAUCCAUAUUAGUGUUGACCAGGCCUUAGAACCAACAGUGGAACAGGAGGAAGCUGCUUGCUGCCUGUCUGAAGUUAACAAAAGAGGACUUGCAGAACCACUAAACUCAGUGUUAUCACACUGAAUCUCUGCUGUUUAAAAUGCCAUAUUAUUCUUUUCAAAGUGUCACUUCACCAGCACAAGUACCCCCAAGCUUCUACUGAUUCAGAAGGAACACAUUAAGACUGCUUCUUUUGACAUGGAGCCGUGGUUUUUUUUUAGAACAGUGGCGAGAGUUGAUUUUAAAUGUAUUUUUUUCUGAUUCUGAAGACGUCUACAUUUACCUUCUCCCAGCUUUAGUGGAAGAAUCUUUUAAGCCUUUUAGUAUUCACAACAAGUGACGAGGUCCGGGUCAUAUAGCAGCUGUCGCCAUGGCAACAACCUGCUGGGAUGGAUGGCCUCCUAAAUGGACCAAAGACACACAGUUAUACCGGUGCA
Messenger RNA from Amphiprion ocellaris (clown anemonefish), 3911 nucleotides. It is a transcript of the gene slc16a10, whose product is annotated as solute carrier family 16 member 10. The record is from RefSeq and is a predicted model, not a curated record. Gene Ontology annotation, biological process: transmembrane transport. NCBI's taxonomy places the organism in Eukaryota, Metazoa, Chordata, Actinopteri, Pomacentridae. Gene Ontology annotation, molecular function: monocarboxylic acid transmembrane transporter activity.